Phasianus colchicus (ring-necked pheasant) is the source of this 3811-nucleotide messenger RNA. The record is from RefSeq and is a predicted model, not a curated record. NCBI's taxonomy places the organism in Eukaryota, Metazoa, Chordata, Aves, Galliformes, Phasianidae.
CGAGAGAAGAGGCCGACCCCCAGCUCGCUACAACCUCCUUCAGGAAGAUAUAGAGAGCAAUGAGGUCUCCCCUGAGACCUUAGGUAUACACAGGAAAGUCUGAUAGUAACAAGAAAUUUCAACAGAAAUCCAGCUGCAGUUCUCACAUAAUGCUAAUAACAAUAGCCGACUUAGUUGUCAGGAUGCACAUUUUCCUGAGCUAACAAGGUAGGACCAGCAGGAAGCACAGCUGCAGAGAUGGGAUUUGAUGGUGCCAGAUGCGCUGCCGCCAGCAUGGCAAAGGCUGGGGCUUUGAUGUCUGACUGCACCCUGCAGGAGGGCCUGACCGACCGGCUUCCCCACAUCUCACUCAGGAGUGACUCAAGGUUAAGGUGUAAAUAAAGCAUGCUUGUUUAUAGCAUGUUUUAAUUGGUGUGGACUUAACUGAUUAGUGAUCUGGCCUGAUCUAAGGUUGUUUUUUUUUUUUUUUCCCAGCAUUGGAAGUAUGUAUUUACCUAUAUGGACCUAGAACUAUUUCAAAAGAAUUAGUUUAUUCUAAUUUGUAGAAAUGUGAUUUUUUUUUUUCUUAUGUUGAGGUGUUGCAGUGUGUUGUACUAAGAGAUUACAUAGACUGCACUCAGUGGGGAAUGGGACACAAUUCCCAAAGUGUUCUGAGCUGAGCUAGAACUAUGCAGGUGAGCCAAGUCAAAGGGUGGGAUAAUGCCAUGAUUCAUAGAAUCGUUUGUGUUGAAGGGGGUCUUAAAGGUCUUCUAAUCCAACUCCUCUGAAACGGAUGGGGACAUCUACAGUUGUCUUAUUAAAUGAGAGAAUGUAGAUCUUUGAGCUUGAGAAUGUCCAGGAAGCAUGGGAAUGAGUGAGGGAGGUGAACUCCUUCUGUGAUCAAACUAAUGGGAAAACAUAUCAAUAAAUGCUGCAGAUUUUAUGAUGAAAUCUAGGAAACAGCAAAGAUGAGCAAUGGAGUCUGUGUACACAAACACAAAAGAAGCAAAUGGGGAAUAAGGUCUGUGGAUUGCUCAGAUAAGGUGUAUGACAUAGGAACAGAAACGUGGGAGAAGUGUCAUCAAAGUGCACGAAGCAAAGGAAGUGCUAGGAGGAAAACAAAACUAGGAAAAAUACUUUCUUUCUCCAGGACUCAGAGUGAUUAAGUCCCUCCUGAAAAGAAACUUUGGUCAUCACUGUGGAAUUCCUGGUAUGAGAAUGCAGACGGUCAGAGUAGAGAGUGGAUCCUUGCUGAACAACUGUAAUCAUGAAGGCAGUUCUUAUAAUUGUCCUAAUCAUCUUCACUUUGCUGUGUUCAGGGAAAAAGUUUCGAUGGUGCACUCUCUCUGAUCUAGAACAGAGAAAGUGUGCUGAGCUGUCCAAAGCACUGACAGCUGUGCUGCCUGUCACUAACAGCGAUUCAUUUGCCAGGAUUUCUUGCAUCAGAGCCCACAAUACUUAUGACUGCAUUGAUAAAAUCAGAGUGAAUAAAGCAGAUGCUGCUUCUCUGGAUGCAGGAGAUGUUUACUCUGCUGUAAAGCUGUAUGGUUUGACUGUUGUGGCAAAGGAGGUCUAUGAACAGGGAAAUUGUGUUUUUGCUGUGGCUGUUGCCAAACGAGGAACUUUGGAUAUCCAGAGGCUACGAGGUGUGCGCAGCUGCCACAAUGGAGCCAGAUGGACCUCAGGCUGGAAUAUUCCACUUGGAUUUCUCCUUGCAAGGAAUGAUCUUUCCUGGGAUGAGGCACAACCCCUGAGCCAAGUAAUCAGUGAGUAUUUCAAUGCAAGUUGCAUCCCUGGAGUUGGUGUUACUGCUCCUCAGCUGUGUGCUCUCUGCCAAGGACAAAAGUCAUAUGUCAGAGACAAGAACCACUUCUGUGAGACCAGCAGCAACGAACCCUUCUAUGACUCUGAUGGAGCCUUCAGGUGCUUGAAGGAUGGAGUUGCAGAUGUUGCCUUUUUAGAUCACCUGACAAUUAUGAGAGCCACAGAGUCAGAACAACAAGAAUAUGAACUCUUAUGUCCUGAUGGGACUACAGCUGAGCUGAGCAAAUACAACACCUGUAAUUUGGGCAAGGGACCUGGCCGUGGCAUCAUCACCCGCCACAACUUCCAAAAGAUCACCAACAAAUUUCUUACCAUGAUCCAACGUCUCUUUGGUCAAAAAGGAAAGGAAAGAGCCAGAUUUGAACUUUUCAAUUCAUCAUCCUUUGGAGGGAAGAACCUUCUCUUUCGAGAUGCCACUCAGCACCUGCAACUUCUUGAGGAACAGCUAGAAAUUGCAUAUGUCCUUGGUCUGGAUUAUGUAGCUCUCCUUAAGGGACUAGGUCAUGAAGGGAGCUCCUUGGGCAACAGUGUUGUGCGCUGGUGCUGCAUCAGCAAUGCUGAGCUUCGCAAAUGUGAGGAGUGGGCACUGAGCAUCAAAUCUGACCCAUUAGUCUGCAUCCAAGCAACUUCCAUGGCAAGCUGCAUUGAAAUGAUCAAGAGUAGUGAGGCUGAUGCAGUCACUUUGGAUGCAACCCAUAUCUACAUUGCAGGGAGGUGUGGAUUGGUGCCUGUAGCUGCAGAAUGUUAUGGGCUGGAUUGUGCUCCAGCUGAUGAGAGCACAGAGGAAAUUAGCAAACUUCAUCUAAAGCACAAAGGACUGUCACCUGUUUAUGCUGUAGCCCUAGCUAAGAAAGCUGCCAAACAGAUUAACAUCCAUAACCUUCGGGGAAGGCGAUCAUGCCACAGCCACUUGUAUAGUCCUGGAGGAUGGCUACUUCUUUCCAGAUAUACAGUGGGAGCUCUGGAAGAUAUUACUGAAAAUUGUGAUAUUGGAUCUGCUUACCAGAAUUACUUUUGGAAAGGCUGCAUGCCAGGAGCAGAUGGAAAUCUGUGCAAAGUGUGCAUUGGAGACAGUGAGGUGGAAGGAGCUCGAGUAUCCAGCAGAUGUGCUGCCAAUCACAAUGAACACUACUAUGGCAAUAUGGGAGCACUCAGGUGCUUAGUUGGCAAUCCCAGUGGAAGAAGCUUUGGAGAUGUAGCUUUUCUGGAACACUCAAACCUACUCUGGAAUAUAGAGAAUCUGAAAAGCUCUGGUUGGGCAAAAGGUUAUACAGCUGUUGACUUUGAACUCUUGUGUCCGGAUGGAACGCGUGCUGCAGUCACAGAAUGGGCUGGCUGCAACCUUGGUCCUAUUCCUCCCAGCACAGUCAUGACUCGACCAGUCACUGUCACUAAAAUCUAUGACUUUCUAAUGAAAUCUCAGGAAUUUCUGGAGACCAAGGUGGAUUCUGAAUUCCAUCUCUUUCAGUCACAAAAAUAUGGUGAGAGUGAUCUGCUUUUCAAAGAUGCUACUCAGUACCUUGUUCCUGCAACUCACAUGAGCUAUCAGGAAAUCCUUGGAGAACCUUUCUUUCAGCUGGCAGAAUCAGUGUUUAAUUGCACACCUGCAGGCAUCUUAGACUUUUGCAAGCAGGAUAUCUGUGCCUCCUCAUCGGUCUGAAAGCUGCUAUAAAGGCUUUACAAGGCAUGAGCCUCCACCAAUGCUGAAAACAAAGAAAUAGACUAGUCCUGCCUACCCAAAGCAAUCUGCAAGGAAACUGUCACCUCUGGACAUGUAUGCUGAUUAUUCUUUUGUCAUAAUCUUUGUUUUCUUUAGAAAGUAGAUUUUAUGUUUAUGAUCAUGUAAUACUACUCCUAUGUCAUCCCUUUGUUGUUUGAAGCAUAGAAUUGUGUGCAACAGCUUUCACCAGUCCUCGUAACCCACAGCACAGAAUUAGGAUCAGCAGUUCUGAUUGCCUGCUAUGGAGAAUUCAGCAUUUUUGGGGGAAUAGCAAGGUCAGUGCAGUGG